UUUUGGUGGCGUUUUCUGGAUAUGCGCUAAUUCCCACCUAUCUCGUUUGGCCCUUUUUACAUAACUAUUUAUACCUUGGUUGUUUGUGUGCCGUCUUUUUUUGUUUGAUGAGUUAAGCGAGGUGUUUACUUUGGUGUUGUUUUAGUUUUCAAGUAGGCGUUGUUAUGAACGACUGGAAACGAUUCUUUUAUGUUAUGAAUGUUUCAUCUUUUGGGUCGGCGGUCUGAUAUAUUUUGGAGUGGAAUUUUGUCACUUCUUGAAUGGCAUAUGUCCUGGGUUUAUGGGAGUUGGAGCAAGCGGCUAGAUAAAGCCAAUGUGAUGCAUAUAUUUGUACUUCACGGAUGUUAUACACAAUAUCAUAGUUUCUUUUUCCCCCCUCUUAACAGAAAAUAUUUGAUAUCAUUUGUGUGGAGAUGCGUACGAUCCUUGCUUGUAAUCAACAAAAAAGUUUACAUCGUUCGAACUCCAGCCAUAUCCAGCGCCAGGUCGUAUGACGUUAUCAUUCCAUCCAAUACACCUGAUUGAUUCGAAGGCUGAACCCUCGCUCAUCUGUAGUUGUAAAAAGAGGUCCGUAAGUAAUGAUUACUCAUAUAACCAACAAGUGACGGAAAUACACCAGU
Molecule: messenger RNA, 620 nt
Organism: Trichoderma asperellum CBS 433.97
Lineage: Eukaryota; Fungi; Ascomycota; Sordariomycetes; Hypocreales; Hypocreaceae
Source: RefSeq, a predicted model, not a curated record